Anarrhichthys ocellatus (wolf-eel) is the source of this 942-nucleotide messenger RNA. RefSeq names its product LysM, putative peptidoglycan-binding, domain containing 2 (gene lysmd2). The transcript is spliced from 3 exons. NCBI's taxonomy places the organism in Eukaryota, Metazoa, Chordata, Actinopteri, Perciformes, Anarhichadidae. Bases 224 to 841 code for a protein of 205 amino acids. The record is from RefSeq and is a predicted model, not a curated record.
GGACGUCUUUACGUCAACUUAAGGCUCUAUGACAAAAGCUACCCGUGAGGUGGUGGUAGCGGUUCCCGAAACAUGUGUCUUAUUGAUUGGUUGACAUGCAGAGUAUGACCGGAGAUGGGAAUCUCCCAGCCGCCUGAAUCAGCGAUUAACGUGACUGCAGCGGGUCAACUGGAGCGUUGAAGCACCCAGAGGUAACCGGGGCUCUUUGUUUAUUCAAGAGAAGAUGGCGGAGUUUUCGCCCGUCCUGCCGAUGCGGGAUAGAGGAGGAGGACGUUUUGGCCAGCCCAUCUUCCCUCGGUCCAGGUCCGGUUCCGAGUCCGAGAGCGAACUGUCCCAGGGUCUGGCCCGGACCAAGAUCCGGUCGUACGGAAGCACAGCUAGCGUCACGUCCUCCCUGGGGGAGAAGUACAUAGAGCAUCGUGUUACAGACAGUGAUACCCUACAAGGGAUUGCUCUCAAAUACGGUGUCACGAUGGAGCAAAUCAAGAGAGCCAACAAGCUGUUCAGCAACGACUGCAUUUUUCUGAAGAACAGCCUCAACAUCCCCGUGGUGUCGGAGAAGCGCUACAUAUUUAACGGACUGUCUCUGGACUCUCCCGACGGGGACGGUGAAGCAGCAGAUCCACCCUGUGUUAUGUUGCGUGAGUUCGAAGGGCCCUCACCGCCCCCCGAGGACUCCAAACCCCCCCAGCCAGAGGAGCUGUCAGCCAAAGACUUCUUACACAGACUGGACUUGCAAAUCAAACAAUCCAAGCAGGCGGCACGCAGGCUGAAAGAAGAGGAAGUAAGAAACGAUCAGGAGGACUACACGGCCCCCACGUCGUCAUAUCAGGAGAUAUAAAGGAUAAAGGACCCGUCCGUUUUCUGCAGACACACACGCUCCAACAUACAAACAGUACUGCAACCACAUCGCUUUUCUUUUUCUUUUUCUUUUUUUUUUUU